Molecule: messenger RNA, 7098 nt
Organism: Gopherus evgoodei (Goodes thornscrub tortoise)
Lineage: Eukaryota; Metazoa; Chordata; Testudines; Testudinidae
Gene: DISP1
Product: dispatched RND transporter family member 1
Exons: 10
Coding region: 1712-6307 (1531 amino acids)
Cellular component (GO): membrane
Source: RefSeq, a predicted model, not a curated record
UCUUGGUUUAGAAACUAGUAUUAUUACUUCUGUAAAUGUUGCUUUCAUUCCUAGUGUUGCUGGGAUGCUGUUUAACUAAAGAGACUCUCUUGAAGAGCAACUCAAUUAACAGCCUCCAAAAGCCAUUAAGGAACAGAGCCCCACACUCCUCUUCCCAUUUCACUGUUUGCACUUGAAAUGUCUAAAACCCGUCAAAGUCAACUGCUGUUUGUAAUCUGACAUGGCAACAUACAUUCAGUGCUAUUUGCUAUCUUUACAGUAAGUGUGAGUACUAUGAAAAACUUGUUACCCAGACUGAAAUAUCUCAGGCACAUGCAGUCUUGAAAUAACUGAUCAGUAGUAUGUCAGUAAGCAAAGAUAAGAAAUACCAUCAGCAAAGCCAACAAUACCAUUGAACAACAGGGUAGCUUGACUCUUAAAGGCUGGAAGUACUGAUGACUCAGUCAAAAGGCACACCUGGGUUGGAUCAGGUGGUUUCCUUUUUCAAUCAGCAGAAAAUUACAAAGAAAGAGAAAGGCUACUGUAGCAAAGAUCCUGAUGUCAGUGGAGUUUUGAAGCUAAAACCUAGUGAGUACUAGACUCCAGUGGGAAACCCUGACUAGGUUUGGGCUAGGAAGCUGAACUCAGCCUGGUAGGCUCUGGGAGUAACCUACUAACGCAGGGAAGGCCUGGGAGCACAAGAGACUGUUAGGAGUGAUCAGUUUCCAGCAUAGAGUCCUGAGGUGUGGGGGGUUGAGGCGACAGGAGGGAAAGGCUGGGGAGUGAUCUGAUAAGAAGCUAAAAUGAAUGGAUUGUGUUUCAGCAGUUUGAAUUUUGAGUAUAUUUUAUCUGAAUAAACCCAGACCUCCAGAAAGGAUGUUGUGAGUGGACAAAAGGGUAUGGAAAUUAAGAAGCCCUUUGGGGGAAGGUGAGGGAAAUGAGGCAGGCUGGCUGUAGGAUGACCCCAGGCCAGGAGAGGGUGGUUAGGAGGCAGUGGGCCUGAUCACCAAUACUCUAUGUAGCACCCUUCAUUGAAGGAUCUCAAAGAGCCUUGCAAACCUGCUUGUUGAAUAUAUUAAUCCUCGCAGGAUUUCUUUGAGGCCUUACUUGACUGUUUUGUGAAACAGAAGCAUAAAGAGUUUAUUUGACUUCCCUAUGAUCCCAGUAAAUGAACGCAAGAGUCCUGAUUCCUUUUCUUUUCUAACCAGCGGACGACCCUGCUGUCCUUCAGAUAAUCCUAAUGCCCUUCUCCUCUAGCGCCCAAACUGGAAAGGCAAACAAGGAAGUGCGCCGGGGGAAACUAACCAUUAAACUACUCUGACAAAACGCUCUUGGGCCGGGGGACUCUAGGUGCAGGGCUAUGUACAGUCCCGCUGUGGGGUGCAAGCCGCACCAGUUACUGCCUGGAACCCCGGGAGCCAGGAAGGCGCCGCUGCCGUAGCUCACAGCCCGAACACCCCUAGUCUGCUGGGCCCUCGGGGCGGCUCCACGCCCCCUUCCUGAGCACAGUGAAACAAAACAGUCAAGUGCAACAGUGCAAUGCAGGCACAACACAAAGGGGCAAGGUUAAAUUUACAGGUAUCUACAAGCAAUUGGCACAGGAUCUUGGCUUUAUACUCUUAACUGUCUUAGAGGGUGAGUUUUACGACGUUGGGAAAUAGCAAUUUCAGCUGAGAUCGGAGCUGUGACAUUGAUCUAAAGAAAUACUGCAGAUCCAUCUAGCAAUCGGAGUAUGGCUAUGAACAAUGGCAAUAGUGAUUUUGUGGUCCUGAGUAAUGGCAGCAUCCUCUCCAGUGCUACCAGUCCCAGCAUCCUUUCAGCUACUGAUGGAGGCAUUGCAGCCCAACAUCUCCCCUCUAAGGAAGCACCAAGAGCAAAAGUGAGUCCAAAUGGAUGCCUGCAACUUAAUGGUACAAUCAAACCAUCCUUUCUGCCUUUAGACAACCAAAGAACUCAACAGAUGUUGACACACUGCUGCCACCCUUGCCCAUACCAUCAUCCUAUAAGUAGCCAUAAUAAGCAGCAAGAAUGUCAUUCACUGGCUGGGAGCACAGCACCAUCUCCUAUGACUUCCUGCUGCCUGCAGCCACAUACUGAAUAUUCAGCAUCUAUCUGCCAAAAACAUACGCCUAUGUAUCAGGCCACCUGCUGCCUUCAACACUCCCCAUCAUUCUGCCUUCAUCAUCAAUGGCCUGACCAUUUUCAACAUCAGUCUGUUCAACAACAUGUAGCCAGUGUAAGACCUGCCAGACCAUUCAAAUUACCAAAAAGUUAUGCAGCCCUGAUAGCCGACUGGCCUGUGGUGGUUCUAGGCAUGUGUACUGUGUUAAUAGUGGUGUGUGCAUUGGUUGGCAUAUUAGUUCCAGAUCUUCCAGACUUCUCUGAUCCUUUGCUGGGUUUCGAGCCAAGAGGGACUGCAAUAGGCCAGAGAUUAGUCACAUGGAAUAAUAUGGUGAAAAACACAGGGUACAAAGCAACAUUGGCAAAUUAUCCUUUUAAAUAUGCAGAUGAACAGGCUAAAAGUCAUCAGGAUGACAGAUGGUCAGAUGAUCACUAUGAGAGAGAGAAAAGGCAAGCAGAUUGGAAUUUCCACAAAGACAGCUUUUUCUGCGAUAUUCCAAGUGAUCGAUACUCACGAGUGGUGUUUACUUCCACAGAAGGAGAGAAUUUGUGGAACUUGCAUGCAAUUAAAUCAAUGUGCAGUGUAGAUAAUUUGAGGAUAAGAUCUCAUUCCCAGUUUGAUGAUCUCUGCCAGAGGACCACUGCUGCUUCAUGCUGUCCCAGCUGGACGCUGGGCAACUAUAUUGCCAUUCUAAACAACAGAUCAUCAUGUCAAAAAAUUGUAGAACGAGAUGUUUCUCACACCCUAAAGCUGCUUCGUACAUGUGCCAAAUACUACUACAACGGAACCCUGGGGCCAGAUUGCUGGGAUGUGGCAGCCAAAAGGAAGGACCAGCUCAAAUGUACAAAUGUGCCUCGUAAAUGUACAAAGUACAAUGCUGUUUACCAGAUUCUGCACUAUCUAGUGGACAAAGAUUUUCUAAACCCAAAGACUGCCGACUAUGUCUUACCAGCUUUAAAGUACAGCAUGCUCUUCUCUCCAACAGAAAAAGGAGAAAGCAUGAUGAACAUUUACCUGGAUAAUUUUGAGAACUGGAACUCUUCGGAUGGUAUAACGACUAUCACAGGGAUUGAGUUUGGAAUAAAACAUAGUUUAUUUCAAGAUUACCUAUUAAUGGAUACUGUGUAUCCUGCCAUAGCCAUUGUCAUUGUUCUCUUAGUCAUGUGUGUGUACACAAAGUCCAUGUUUAUCACGCUGAUGACCAUGUUUGCAAUAAUUAGUUCCCUGAUUGUAUCUUACUUUCUUUAUCGGGUAGUAUUUAAUUUUGAGUUUUUCCCUUUUAUGAACCUCACUGCAUUAAUUAUUCUUGUUGGAAUUGGUGCAGAUGAUGCUUUUGUCCUGUGUGAUGUUUGGAACUACACAAAAUUUGAUAAAUCUCACGCUGAUACUUCUGAGACGGUCAGCAUCACCUUGCAACAUGCUGCUCUUUCCAUGUUUGUAACCAGUUUUACCACCGCGGCUGCCUUCUAUGCUAAUUACGUCAGCAAUAUUACAGCAAUCCAAUGUUUUGGUGUUUACGCUGGCACUGCCAUAUUGGUGAAUUAUGUUUUAAUGGUAACAUGGUUACCAGCAGUAGUUGUGUUACAUGAACGAUAUCUUCUCAAUAUAUUCAGUUGUUUCAAAAAACCUCAGCAAAGGGUAUAUAGCAACAAAGACUGCUGCACAGUGUUGUGCCAAGUGUGCCACAAGAUUAUUUUCGCAGUCUCAGAAGCAUCCAGGAUAUUUUUUGAAAAAGUCUUGCCAUGCAUCGUUAUCAAGUUUCGAUAUAUUUGGCUGUUCUGGUUCCUCGCUUUAACUGUAGGUGGAGCAUAUAUUGUAUGUGUUAAUCCAAAAAUGAAAUUACCAUCACUGGAGCUCUCCGAGUUUCAGGUGUUUAGGUCUUCUCACCCUUUUGAACGCUAUGAUGCAGAGUACAAAAAGCUUUUUAUGUUUGAACGUGUCCACCAUGGAGAGGAACUCCACAUGCCAAUUACAGUAAUCUGGGGUGUCUCUCCUGAAGAUAAUGGAGAUCCUCUAAAUCCUAAAAGUAAAGGAAAGCUGAAACUAGACAGCAGUUUUAAUAUUGCAAACCCAGCUUCACAGGUCUGGAUUUUACAUUUUUGCCAGAAGUUAAGAAAUCAAACGUUUUAUUACCAAACUGAAGAACAAGACUUCGCUAGCUGCUUUAUUGAGACAUUUAAGCAGUGGAUGGAAAAUCAGGACUGUGAUGAGCCAGCUCUUUAUCCCUGCUGUAGCCAUUGGAGAUUUCCGUACAAACAAGAAGUUUUUGAGUUGUGCAUCAAGAGGGCCAUCAUGGAGUUAGAAAGAAGCACUGGGUACCAUUUGUACAGCAAAACCCCAGGGCCUCGCUUUGACAUAAACGAUACCAUCAGGGCUGUGGUACUGGAAUUCCAAAGCACCUAUCUCUUCACACUGGCUUAUGAGAAAAUGCAUCAGUUUUACAGAGAGGUGGAUUCAUGGAUUUCUAAUGAGCUUAGUUCUGCUCCUGAGGGUCUUGGCAAUGGAUGGUUUGUGAGUAAUUUAGAGUUCUAUGACCUGCAGGACAGUCUUUCUGAUGGUACUCUGAUUGCCAUGGGUCUUUCAGUUGCUGUUGCAUUUAGCGUAAUGCUGCUUACAACUUGGAAUAUAAUUAUAAGCCUUUAUGCAAUAGUUUCUAUAGCUGGAACUAUAUUUGUCACUGUUGGCUCUCUGGUUCUUCUCGGAUGGGAGCUAAAUGUGUUAGAGUCUGUCACUAUUUCUGUAGCUGUUGGCUUAUCUGUGGACUUCGCUGUUCACUACGGAGUUGCUUAUCGCUUAGCUCCUGAUCCAGACCGAGAAGGAAAAGUCAUUUUCUCUCUAAGCCGCAUGGGCUCUGCAAUUGCAAUGGCUGCGUUGACCACAUUUGUGGCUGGAGCAAUGAUGAUGCCUUCCACGGUUUUAGCAUACACCCAACUUGGCACUUUCAUGAUGCUUAUAAUGUGCAUUAGUUGGGCUUUUGCAACCUUCUUUUUCCAAUGCAUGUGCCGUUGCCUUGGACCUCAAGGCACUUGUGGCCAGAUUCCUCUGCCAAAAAAAUUGCAAUGCAACAUCUUCUCCCAAGCUUUGUCAGGAAGCCAAGGAGACCAAGGACAAAACAAAGCACAUCCUGUCAACACAUUUCAGUUGGAUUCCGGAGGGCAAAAACCAGAAAUGGAGCAGGAGCAUUAUGAGUUAGAGCCUCUGGCAUCACAUACCAGUAAUAGUAAUUUAUCGGAGAAAGUAAGUUAUGAAGAAACCCACAUCUGCUCAGAACUUUUCAAUGGCAGACCCCCAAAUUCAUGCAUGCCUGUGCAUUCAGCAUAUAACAGUGAAUUGAAUAAAAGCAACAAAAAUGAAGCUGGCUCAACCAUAGUACAGCCAUGCAUUGAUCAGCAUCCCGUGUGCCCACUCUCCUCUCAGAACAGGCAGUGCAGCUGUCCAGAUGCAUAUAGGCAGUUAAGUGACACUCUGUGCUACCAUUGUGCUCCAUCAUCUGGUAAUGUUGUGCAGAUCCAAAACUCUGUGCCUCCUGUAAAUGUUUUACAGCAAGCUGUUGAAAGCUAUGUUCCCCCAGUCCAACAUGUGCUCCAUUGCAGUUGUCUUCAGAGGAGACUGAAAAGACCCAUGAUGCAGAACUCUCUGCCUAGAAAUUUUUUUCUGCAUUCAGUACAACAGUUUCAAACACAUGAAAGAAUAAACAGGAGAGAUCCACCUAGUCUUCAGAAUACAGAGGAGAGCAUAAGAACUCUUCCAAAGGUGACAAGCUCCUCACCGUUUAUCUGCAGAAGUGCUGGUUCUCUUAUAAAACCUUGUUCUGAAGCUGAGAAUAAUGUAUCAAGUAACCAAAAGGGACUUUGUAAAAUCAGAGACAAGUGUGAUUUAAGGGGUACAGAAGUAAGUGAGAAUGAAGACAAGAGAACUUCAGUAUCAAUGCAGAAGAAGAUAACUGAAAUCAAGAUAGAUCCGAAUCCAUCGCAAACCGGCCAACUUUUGAAGGCUGACCAAAAUGAUCAGAAACACAUACUGAACAGUAUAGUGAGAGAGGCUGGGUAUGAGUCUUGCCCUGAAAAUACACAAUAUUGUAACAGAACUAUAACAGUGAAGUGCAAUUCUGUUGACGGUCACAUGCCAAACAUUGAAGCCAAUGUGCCUGCUCUGUUAAUGCAUCCAGAACUUUCCAAUGAAAGUUUGUUAAUAAAAACGCUAUAAUAAAUCUUACAUUUGGCAAUCCUAUGUGUCUCUUUUAAAAUUAAUUUAAUUUAAAAACAACACUAUGGAUAAAACAAAUUUAUAUUAUAGCACCAUUUUGAAAUGGAAAAUAUAUUUUACAGAACAAUGAACACUUGUUAAAAUUAGUUAAAAAACCCAUUACUAUGUAAUGAAACCUGAAGUUGAGAAUGACUUUCUGUAAGUAGUAAGAGGCUUGCACUUAAAUUAGUUUGUCCCAGAUAUUUGAGUCUGAGUUCUCCUUUUCCCACCAUGCUGAAAAAUAAAGCAUUCCAAAGAGACUGUACCCUUUAUCAGACCACGAUUUAGGAGAUUUGGUAACAUUUUGAGGAAAGGGGAUGCUGCCAUAUUGUCCAAGUAUACUCCCUACUCAAUUCCUUUGCUCUCUUAGGAGGCUUACAGGAGCUAUGAAUGAUUCAAAUCUAAUCAGCCCUUCUGCUGAACACAAUGCUGGCACCUGAAAGAGCAGGAGUUGCCAUGGCUGUUUUGAAUCAAGAUCUCCUGUAGUCCGUGUUUUCAGUGUGUUCAGUUGGGAGUAUGUUUAAUUGUUAAUGUGAUAUUAUAAUGAAAUAAGAAAAGCAGCCUCUUUGGAGGUCAACAGAGAGAGAGAUGCACUGGAUGUCAUUACUAGAUAUACAUACUGUACAGUAGAACCCAUUUAAAACUGGCCAUUAGUGACAGUUACUAUAUAGAGACCUCUUAAGGACACAGGUUAACAGUGGUAACCUUAAUUCAGAUGGUAACUGGAAAAUGCCUACUUUUUAAUGACAAUA